AUGGAUAAUGUGGGUGAAUCACAUAUUGAAACCGAUGAAGAGAUUGAUAUCGAUAGUUUAUCACCUUCAUCUUCAAAACGUCUUAAGUUAAAUGAAAGAAGAUCUGUACUAGCUUGUAUUAGAUGUCGAAAACGUAAGACAAAAUGUCUGGGGGAAGAUCCUUGUAAAACUUGUACAAGAGCUAAAGUAACUUGUGAGUACCCCCGCAAAGCCAAAAGAAUAUCUAUAUACGAUGUUGAAGUUGAACAGUAUCAAGCUCAAAUUAAUAAAUUAGAAAAGGAAUUGGCUACUUUAAAAUCUAAGGCUACUAAAAAUAAUAAUGCAGGUGGAACUUUCUCUAAAGAUGCUGAUAUUUCAAUCUGGUUAGGUUCUGCCGCUAGUGAAUUAAUUUGUUGGAAUUUAAAACGGUUUACAACCAAGGGAUUUAAUAGUCAUUCCCCAACUUUGAGUCCGGACUUUAGUACAUUCUUGGAAGAAAAGACUUUUGAUUUUUUAUUCACUUCUACUUACAAACGUCUAGAUCGUGAUGCUGAAAUAGAACACCUUAGAAGUAUAACAUUUACUCAAACAUCGGCUUUAUUUGAUGCUGUUGUUUCAUUUAUUAAUAUGGGAUAUUUAACCAUCAAUCCUGUAGAAUUUAAACAGAGGCUACCUAGCUAUUUUCACAGUGACGGACAAUUGAAUAUCGAUUUACUAUAUCAAGGUGAAGAUUAUUUCAUAGUUCAAAUAUUAAUGAUUAUGGCUAUGGGUGAAAUAUACAAAAAGAAGUUUGGAAAUUCAAAGAGACCUCGGCAACAAGAAGAAGUUUCGGAGGCUGUUCCUGGCUUGAAAUAUUUUAGAAUUGUUUUAAAUCAUUUGCCAUCAACAUUCUACUUUUAUGAUCACAAGAAUCUAGAUAAUACUUUUGAAGUUAUCGAACUACUUGGUCUAGUUUCAGUUUACCUUAGAUUUCUUGACAAGAAAACAUUGGCUGUUUUAUUUACAAUCCAAUCUUUACAAUUAUGUAUUUCACUAAAUCUCCACAAGGAAAGACAAUUGAGAUCAAGAGAAAUCAAUAACUAUAAAACCGAUGAAUACUUAAACACUAUUUGGUGGUCAACAUUUUGUUUGAAUAGAUUCUUCAGUGCUAGAAUAAGUCAGCCAUUGCUAUUAAAUCUUAAUGACAUAUCAAAUCUAUCGACUAUUAAUUCUCGUACUCCACAACCAGCAACCAAAUAUGAGUUUGCCAAUGAAACAUGCAUGGAGUUUUAUAUUGAAUUAGCCAAGAUAAGUGAUAAAAUCACGAAUCAACUUUAUAAAACCACCAAAAGAAAUAGUUCACAAUUUCUAUCUUCCAUUCUUUCAAUAAUGGAAGUUUUAGUUAAUUGGGUUGAAAAUAUACCACAGUUUCUUAAAUUAGAUUUAUCAGAUAUUGAUAAUCUAGAUAAUAAUAGUAGAGUUAUUUGCUCACUUCACUUGAAUUAUAUUCAUCACAUUUAUCUUACGACUAUUCCUAUAUUAAUUAAUUUGGUUAAAUUUAGGAUCAUCAAUUUCUAUUCAUUUCUGAAGCUUGAUCCAACCCCCAUUACAUUGAAUGAAUUACCAAAAACAAUCAAUUACCUCAUCAGUUCAUUAAUAACAUCUAGUCAGUUAACUAUGAAUAUCUUCAUCGCUUUAUAUAGGCAAGAGAAACUCAGUAUUUACGGAAUGACAGAUCUAGAUUAUUUAUUUAGCUGCUCACUUGUGUUCCUCAUGUGUAUAUUACUCAAUUGUAAUGAAGACGAUAAGAAGAAAGGGAAAUUUGAAGACUAUUUACAAGUUUCAAUGGACAUAAUGAAUGAGAUGAAGUUGAAUGGUAAUUCAAUUGCUCAUGGUAAAUUAAAUCAGAUUAUCGAUUUAAUUGUAUCAUUGAAGAAAUUAUUAACUAAAUUGGGAUCCCAGGGAUUAAUUGAAAAGACUAAGAGAUAUAAGAGUAGAAGUAAUAAUAAUGAUCAUCAGAAAGUAGGCAUAGAAUCUUCUACAAGUCUAGAUCAAGUGGCUGAAAAAUUGAUAAAUUCACCAUCAUCUACUUCAUCUCCUGCUUCAAUAAACACUGAUGAUAAAUCACAACGGUUACAUCAUCAGCUGCAACAAUUUCCUGAAAAAUUUAUGUAUGAUGAAUGGUUAUCUCCACCAAAUGAUAUUCUAGAUUGCAAUUUUCUAUUACCAUCACAGUUUUCAACAGGUGAUGUGAAUACCAUGAAUUUACUUAACAUCAAUGAUCCUAUUAUGCAAGGUUCAAAUACUUUCACUUACAAUGUUACUGAAGAAGAUAUUAACUUCAUGGAUCAAUUUUUCAUUGACUUCUAA
This is a messenger RNA of Scheffersomyces amazonensis, 2328 nucleotides long. RefSeq lists its product as uncharacterized. The record is from RefSeq and is a predicted model, not a curated record. Bases 1 to 2328 code for a protein of 775 amino acids. The transcript is spliced from 2 exons. Gene Ontology annotation, biological process: DNA-templated transcription; regulation of DNA-templated transcription. Gene Ontology annotation, molecular function: DNA binding; DNA-binding transcription factor activity, RNA polymerase II-specific; zinc ion binding. Lineage: Eukaryota; Fungi; Ascomycota; Pichiomycetes; Serinales; Debaryomycetaceae.